UAUACUUUUUGAAAUUUGGUAUUUAGUAUUUAGUACUUAGACUUCUUUUGUAAAUGUGAUUUGGUAAUUCCCAAUCUCUUCCAGCUCGAUAUCAAACCCUACGACUACGAAAUAGCUCACUGAUUUGAUAACUUUUUGCUCAUCAUUCUCACCCGCGACGCCCAUUUCUCUGCAUUUUCCGAAGGGAGUGUCCUAACAUUGGCUUGACGCUGCCACCGCUUUCCUCGGCAUGUCCCUCAGUUCUGACGCUUAGAAAUAACAGAUUUUUUCUACAGUUAUCAAGAUGGCCUAUGAAAUUGACGAGCUGAAAAAAAUUGGGUUGGGUCUUAUUGGUUUCGGGAUCUUCUUCUCAUUUCUUGGUGUAAUUCUAUUCUUCGACAGAGGUUUGGUUGCUCUAGGAAAUAUACUUUGGUUAUCUGGUGUAUCUGUUUUACUUGGUUGGCGUUCUACAUGGCAACUCUUCACUAACAGAGCAAAUUACAAGGGCUCCAUCCUUUUACUUCUUGGGCUCUUUCUUAUAUUUGUUCGAUGGCCAAUAGUUGGCAUACUUUUUGAAAUUACUGGUUGCAUUUUUCUCUUUGGUGGGUUUUGGCCAUCUGUCAAGGUGUUUUUCUAUCAAAUUCCAGUUGUUGGAUGGAUCUUACAAUACCCUAUUCUGGUAUAGUGGCAUCCUAAACAUCCUCGAUUUGAAGUAUCAAUGUUCUGACUUGUCCUAAUAUCGAGUAUCUUUGAAAAUUUCGAGGACUUUAUUUCUUGACAUGGACAGCUUAAAUGACAAUUGUCAUUUUUCACAAUUAUUGUGAAGCUGCCUUGUAUCCUUUACGUUCAGGAAAGCGUAAUGCAUAUUGUCACCUAAAAUCUCCCACCAAAUUUCUCACCAGUCUUUUCAGUUGAAUCAAGUACUACUAGCAGUUACACCAUUCCCUUGUAGUUGUGGUUGCAUCAUUCCUUUAUAAUUGUAGUUUCACCAAGCACUGCUACUACCUGCAUGAGGCUCUGCUGGCCAGCUGCAGCAGUUCCUCUACACACCAUGGGGUAUGACAGGUGGGGCAGGGCAUUUAUGGAGUAAUAACUUAUUUUACAUUUUAU
Messenger RNA from Malania oleifera, 1089 nucleotides. RefSeq names its product vesicle transport protein GOT1. Gene Ontology annotation, biological process: endoplasmic reticulum to Golgi vesicle-mediated transport; retrograde transport, endosome to Golgi. NCBI's taxonomy places the organism in Eukaryota, Viridiplantae, Streptophyta, Magnoliopsida, Santalales, Ximeniaceae. The transcript has 7 exons. The record is from RefSeq and is a predicted model, not a curated record. Bases 284 to 664 code for a protein of 126 amino acids.